AUGACUGAUGUCCGGAAAGCUGGCGGUGCUGCAGAUGCUUCCCGGUCGCGACGGCCACAGACUCUGACGAGAAAGUCAACUCCCCAGGCGCUGCACAAACUAGGCAAGAGCCCCAGGGACCGUGAAAGGGAAUGGGAAGAGCAGCAAUGGUCGGAGGAUGAGAGGGAGAGCUUCCCACAGUAUUGCAUGACUUGCGAGAAACAGUUCAUCGCGCAGGACGAGCGGUUUUUGUAUUGUUCUGAGGCCUGCCGGAGGCAUGAUCAAAAUGCGUCAUCAUCGCACUCAUCGGCUAGAAUGCAUGGCAGCCACCACAAUACUGGGAACCUAUCAUUCUAUGCCACCGGAAAGCCAGAGCCUCGAGAUAUCAUCCCGCGGGCCUCACCGUCUCGUCCUAGUUCGAAUUAUUUCUCACCUCCCACUACUCCCACUAGCUCUCAAUAUCCUAGUGCUGUCUCAGCUUUGAGGUCGUUGAGUCGGCGCCCUCCCAGUCCACCGUCGCCGGUGUCUACAAAUGCCAGCAUCUGGCCAUUCGCACGAAGCGCAGCCACAAGCCCUAGCUCCUCAUACACCCAACCGCCGAGUGUUUACCCUUCGACAUACGAUGGGGGUUAUCAGUACUCUGCUUACAAUUACACCGGCAGCAUGAUGACAUCAGAUCGGCCGCUACCCUCGAGGAAUCCCCCAGCCUAUUCCCGGCCGAAAAGCAUUGAGCUCGUGACCCCCAUGCUUAGCCGGUAUUAG
Molecule: messenger RNA, 741 nt
Organism: Xylaria bambusicola
Lineage: Eukaryota; Fungi; Ascomycota; Sordariomycetes; Xylariales; Xylariaceae
Exons: 3
Coding region: 1-741 (246 amino acids)
Source: RefSeq, a predicted model, not a curated record